This is a messenger RNA of Linum trigynum, 2330 nucleotides long. Lineage: Eukaryota; Viridiplantae; Streptophyta; Magnoliopsida; Malpighiales; Linaceae. The record is from the annotation of a GenBank genome assembly.
CGAAAAAAGUAGCAUUAAAUCAAAAUUAUUUAAGCACAAAAUAUUUUAUUACUUUUCAAGUACAAUGUUACGGUUUUACAAUUGAAAUUAUAAUAGCUUAAAACACCAAACACUGUAGACGCAGAUACAAUUUACUGUGGACCUAGAUACGUUUUACUGCUCAUCUAGACCUUAUUUUCCUGUUUAUCUGACGCUUUACUGUGCGGUGCCAGAGAAGCUUUAUGGGGCUGGUUUGUCUCUCUGUGUUAUCCAUAGAGACUCUUGAAAGAACUGUGAGCCAUUCUUGGAACAGUGAUGGGUUGUUUGAGGCGAUUGGAGGGCUGAGAGAAAAAGAAUUGCCAUGCAUUGGAGCUCAGUUCUAUUUGCGUUGGUCACAGGUAGACUUUCCAGCAUCAUUUGCUUUCUGGGUGAUUCGACGGCAGGUGAGAGACUAUGCGGCAGAGAUUGGGAGAGGACAGUGGGUUGCUGAUGGAGACCAGUUGUUGAUUUAUUACUUUGGCUGCAGAGAUUGUGAGACCAACUCCAUCCCUGCAAUAGAAUAGCAAUUUCAUAAAUGGACCCCACAGCUACAUUAGCAACUUUAGCAAUUAUUCACUUCAACCAUUUCAAACCACCUCCAUCCCUGCAAUAGAUUAGCAAUUGCAAUUACUGAGACCUACUACAUAUUAUUUUCUUUAACAAUACUUUUGCAUAAUAGAUAAUAGAAUUUUGAAAAUUCAAUAAAAACAAUAUAUAGCAUACACCAAAAAGAAAUAAAGAAAUACAAAAAUAAAAAACAAAAUACAAAAAUUAAAAAUGAAAUAAAAAAUACUAAAUUACUCGUCAUCUUCCUCUCCUCCAAAACGAUUCAAAUCUCUUCAACUAAAUCUGCUUGAAGUUGAUGAAUUUUGAACCUAUCACGAAUUCUCAAAUUAUUUCAGAGAUACUCUUCAUACUCUGGCAGCCGAGUUUGAGAAACUGUAGGCAUGGAUACAUUGAAAUUCACCCCAUCAUUUGUAUAAUCAAAAUGUCGGAUAUAUAAAUCUCGCUCAUCUUCUACAAUCAUGUUAUUCAUGAUUACACAUGCUUUCAUUAUUUCCCCGAUUGUCUUCUUGCACCAUACCUGUGUCGGGUUAAUAACGAUGGCGAAUCGUGAUUGCAGGACCCCAAAUGCUCUCUCGACAUCUUUUCUGGCAGACUCUUGCUUCUUAGCAAAUAGUUUAUGUUUCGGUCCUUGUGGCAGCGUGAUUGACUUAACAAAGGUUGCCCAGUUUGGAUAGAUUCCAUUAGUGAGGUAGUAGCCCAAGUUGUGACUUUUUAUUAUUGACAUAAUAGUUCACUUCUAGUGCUCUCCCUUCUAAUACUUCAUGAAAAACUAAGGAGCGAUCUAAUACGUUGAUAUCAUUCAAUGUACCUGGAAGACCAAAAAAAGCAUGACAUAUCCAUAGAUCUUGUGAAGCUACAACUUCCAGCAUAAUAGUAGGAGUUUUAUGAUCUCCUCGAGCAUAUUGACAUUGCCAUGCUACAGGACAAUUUUUCCAUUCCCAGUGCAUACAGUCAAUACUGCCUAUCAUACCAGGAAAACCUCGCUGCUGACCUACAUGAAGCAAUUUUUCGAUAUCUUCAGCAUUUGGCCUCCUCAAGUAUUCAUCUCCAAAAUUAGCAAUGACAAAUUUUACAAAUAUUUUGACACAUUUUGUUGUAGUGGUCUCCCCGAUCCGUAAAUACUCAUCAACACCAAUCCACAUGUGAUGCGUGAACAAUGACAGUUGUGUACCAUAGUCAAUAGCUAGAUAUGGAUAAGGGGGCAUGUAAUACAUAUGGUGAGCUACAACAAUGGUUAAAGAACCUAACAUAGCUAGGUUAAGAGAAACGUUGUCUGCCACAACACCAUGUGCUAACAUGCGCAUUGCUGCAGCACACUUCACUAGGUGAGAUAGACUUGCUCUGCCAACAACAUCAAUACUGUUCUAGAAGUAAGGAUCAUACUUCAUCACACCUUCGACUAUGCGAAGAAUUAAAUGUUUCUGCAUUCGAAAUCUACGUCGAAACAUAUCAUCAGUGUAUGUGGGAGUCUCAGAGAAGUAGUCUUGGUAUAGGCGCUGAUGUGCAUCUUCACGACCCCUCUCAAUGUAUCUCCUUGGACGUCUUGAAGACGAGGCUUCAUCUUCUAUUUGUUGCCGUUUGAUUUGAACAUAUUGUUGCAUAAGUUUGAAUCAUCUGUUGCCCACUGGACAAUGAUUUCCUAAAAUGGAUUCUCUGAACUAGAAGAAGAUGAGGAUGAAGAAGAAUCCAUCUCUGAAUGAGUUAUCUUUUGAGAAUGGUGAGAAGAAUGAAACUACAAUAAUGAA